Messenger RNA from Prorocentrum cordatum, 2610 nucleotides. The record is from the annotation of a GenBank genome assembly. Lineage: Eukaryota; Dinophyceae; Prorocentrales; Prorocentraceae.
AUGUUCAUUGAUUCCGAGCGGGAACCCGUGGGGUCGCUCACCGUACUCGAGCAGAUCGCUCUUCGCCCUGCGACGGAGGCCCUCUACAAGAAAUCCGCGACGGCCUCUCUGCAGUUUUGCAAGCUAAAGGGGCUCGGCUGGAGCACGGUGGAGGAAAUGGACGCAGUCCUGGCGCUUUAUCUCAACGACUGCUUCCACCGCGGUGUGUCAUCAGAUCGCGGCGCUCAGCUGCUGGCCAGCCUGGCCCAUUUCUAUUUGGACCUCCGCAGCGCGUGGGAGGUCCCGUGGCCCCGUGCCGCGCGGGCUUCCGUGGCGUGGAAGCAAAUGGUGCUUGCUGGGAUGCGGCUUAUGCCGCAGGCUGUGGCGAUGGCCGUCUGCAUGCUGCUGGUGGAGGCUGGCCCCCCCUGGACGGCCGCGCGGGCGGCAUCGCCGGCGCCGGGCAAGACUGGACUGCACGCCGAGAGGGUGUUGAUCGACGCGGGCCCGUGGCCGGCCCCUGCGCUGGAGCACCUGCGCGCGACGAUCACCGCCGAGAGCUGCAUUCGGUCGUUCUCGGCCGCGGCCAGUCGACUCAAGCACAGCCAGUGCCUGAGGGGCGCCUUCCAGGCGCAGCCGGGGGGCCGAUGGGCGGCAGUGCGAGGCCUGAAAAGAUACGUAAAAAAAACCAAGUUAUUGGCAGAGCUGAGCGUUAUUCGCGGCGACGUGUUUCGUCUCGGGCAUCUCGUGAUGGAUCACCUCUGGACGGUGCGUGCUACCGGGGGAGUCGUUGAGGCCAGCAUCGGCCACCUCGUCCCCGCGACGUGCGUGCCGGCCUUGCGAGCCGCCAAAAGGCCGCGUGGUCGGGUCAACGUGAAGAUGAGCCCUCGGUCUGCAAUGCUUGCGCUGCGUGAGGGGCUCCACUUCGUCUUUGGCGCGCGCGGCGGGGCCCGGGCAUCCCAGUUCGCAGCUGCCGAAGGUCUCUGGACGGCGCCGCGUUGCGCGGAAGUUGACGCCAACACCUUGACCGCGUCAUUCGCGAACACGGCCCUUCGGUUCGACGCCUUGGCCCUGGUCAAUGGGCACGUUGCCCCUGGCGAGCCGUCGGCGGCUGUCCCCGCGGUCCACCUGGCCGUCUACUGCUUCGGCGGCAAGUGCUUCCUGCACAACGCCCUCUGCGCCGCGCAGGAUUGGGAGGCACAGGUCCCUGAGCCGGCGGCGCUGCUGCGCGAGGGAGAGGCAUGCCCGGGCUUCCGUGCCACAGUCUCGCUGGGCCUGCGACGCUACAGGUCUGUGCUCCAUCCUAGAGGCUACCAGUCUGCUGCCGUUCUCAUGCGUUCUGUCAGCCUGUUCGCCUGCCAGGCGCGCGGCCGCCAGACGGGGGAGGCGCGCCCUCGCCGGCUCGAAGCCUGCCGCCCGCUGCACGGGCCGCGCGCCGGUGUCCAGAAGCCGCCGGUGCCGCGCGCGAGGGCCAUGCUGGACUGGCUUCCCCAGUGCCCCGUGGAGCGCAACAAGUUCCCGCUGCGGUCCGCCUGCCAGAGGAGCAUCUCCGCGGACCGCGACGCGGACACGGUGAGGGUCAGGCUGGAUGGCCCGGGCAGUCCAGGCGAGCAGGGCUUCGCCGGGCAGGCUCAGCCAGGCCCCGAGGCCGCCGGAGAGCCACGUCGAGGCAUGGUUUUCGAGCAGAUGAAAGAGGCUGCGCUGGGCUGGUGGGGGCACCUCACCGACAUUGCCCUAGAGUACCCUCUCAAGGAGCUGGCGGCGGCCACGGGCAACUUCGGCCCCAAGCAUCGCCUGGGCGAGGGCGCUGCUGGCGCGGUCUUCCGCGGCACGCUCCGCGGGGGCACGGAGGUGGCAGUGAAGGUGCUGAAUGACAUGGGCGGCCUCGAGGGUUUCGAGGACGAGGUGCGGGUGCUGAGCCGCUUCAGGCAUCCCAACGUGGUGACGCUGCUCGGCUGGGCCCAGCACGAGAGCAAGAAGUACCUCGUGUACGAGCUCCUACCGUGCGGCGACCUACAGGGCAGGCUGGUCAAGAGCAGGGAGGGGAAGGCCCAGUUUUCUUGGCAGCAACGGCUCCACGUGGCGCUCGGCACUGCCAGCGGGCUGUCGCAUAUGAUGAACAGCAAGCCCAUGGCAUUCCACCGCGACAUCAAGCCGGCCAACAUUCUCUUGGACACGGACGGGUCUGCCAAGAUAGCCGACUUCGGCCUUGCUGGCGUCGUCCACCAGGAGGGCGUGCGCCACAUGAUGGUGCAGAACAUCAGCGGCACGCCCGGCUACGUGUGCCCCACCUACGCGCUGUCCGGCCGCGUCACCGAGGCCUCCGAGGUGUACGCCUUCGGCACCGUCCUACUGGAGCUGCUGCUGAACCAGCCGCCGGCGCUACAGGGGCCCGAGGGAGACCUGAUGUUCCCGCUGCUGCAGGUGGUGCAGCCCGCGGCCCCUGGCGCCCACGCCCGGCUGAUGGCCGCCCUCGACCCGACGGCGGCUUGGCCCGCGGCCUUCGCGGAGGCCUCGCGCCACGCGCUGACAUGCGUCGAUCUGGUGCCCGAGAGGAGACCGAACUUCGAGACUUGCGUGCGAGUCCUGAGGCAGCUCCGCGGCGCGACGGGCGCCAGGGGCGGCGGCGGGUAG